Messenger RNA from Talaromyces proteolyticus, 1192 nucleotides. RefSeq names its product chaperonin 10-like protein. Lineage: Eukaryota; Fungi; Ascomycota; Eurotiomycetes; Eurotiales; Trichocomaceae. Bases 89 to 1090 code for a protein of 333 amino acids. Gene Ontology annotation, molecular function: oxidoreductase activity. The record is from RefSeq and is a predicted model, not a curated record. The transcript has a single exon.
CUUGGCUUUAGCAGACUACUCGCAGUAUCAGAGGAUCGUUCACGAACAUUAUUUUAAACUGCAAACGCCCCCUCCUUACAGAUUAAUCAUGUUUUCUGCAGCGACAACUAUGAAAGCUCUCCGUCUGACGCGAGAGCCAGAGGGACUUACUCCAGCAAUCUCUUUAACAACUCUCCCAAUCCCUAAAGCUAUUCCAGGAUACGCGGUCGUCCGGAUCCACUAUUCCGCAAUUAACCCUUCGGACCGACUGAACUCCAAGGGGCUUUUUCCGCACACAACGUUCCCCAUAAUCCCUGGUCGCGAUUUUUCGGGGGUCGUUGUAGCUGGCUCCCCUAAUAAAAUCGGAAUGGAAGUGUACGGGACGAGCGGAGGGACGCUGGGGUUCUCAGUUGAUGGCCCUCAUGCUGAGUACUGUCUCUUACCCGAAAACGGUUUGGUCAGGAAACCAAAACAGCUCUCAUUUCUCCAGGCCGCAACUGUCGGUGUUCCAUAUACUGCGGCAUUUCUAUGCUUAAGAAGAGCACGCAUGACUGAAAAUGAUGUCGUGCUAGUACUUGGAGCCACAGGAGCCGUGGGAUCAGCUGCAGUUCAGCUAUCGAAGGCUCUGAAAUGCAAACAAGUCAUCAGCGCUUUCAGGGGCGUGGACGCAGACAUAGAUCUGACCGCUGAUCCCAAUCUGACAACCGUCCAAAAAUUGACAAACGGAAAAGGUGUCGACGUUGUAGUUGACACCGUCGGAAAUCUUGAUUUAAUGAAGUCGGCUGUCAAUCAACUUGCUCACCGCGGCCGAUAUACGUGGAUCUCUGCCCCGCGCAAUGGUGCCAGCACUGAACUCAAUUUUGACGUGUUUCAAGGCUAUCGCCAAGAAAUUGAGCUAAUUGGUUGCAAUACUGCUAGCUAUACAUUUGAAGACGUGGCAACAGAUCUCACCAAAUUGGGAGAGUUGUUUGACAAAGGUGAGAUGACAGCUAAGGCUGACGGUGAUUUUGACACAAUCUCCCUGGAAGAAGCCGUGGAGAAAGGAUAUAAGAGCAAUAAUUCCCAGAAACACCAGAAACAAAUUGUCAUCCAUAUAGGGCCGGAACAUUGAAAUGUGCUCGGAUGAAUGUAUUUUACCUUCCUCGUCUUAUUUUGGUCAGCUAGAAUGCAGACAAAUACACACUAUGGAACUGAUUCCUCUUUAGGUUUAGAA